Molecule: messenger RNA, 2091 nt
Organism: Pelmatolapia mariae (spotted tilapia)
Lineage: Eukaryota; Metazoa; Chordata; Actinopteri; Cichliformes; Cichlidae
Product: thy-1 membrane glycoprotein-like
Exons: 4
Coding region: 179-640 (153 amino acids)
Biological process (GO): regulation of cell migration; positive regulation of focal adhesion assembly; cell-cell adhesion
Cellular component (GO): focal adhesion; external side of plasma membrane; myelin sheath
Molecular function (GO): integrin binding; GTPase activator activity
Source: RefSeq, a predicted model, not a curated record
GUGCUGCUCCAUCUCUUCUCAGACUUGUCGGGCUCUGCGGUGCAGCACAUUGAGGUGACCUCCUGCAGCUCCACAGCCAGACGAGACCACGCAGGAAGAAGCUGCUGCAUCAUUCAGCCUUGGCAGGAGGUUUCCUCUUUUUUUUUUUUUGUUUAAAGUUGGAUGGGACUUUUUCAACAUGCUUAAGUCUCUAUUUGUAUAUGGAGUGUUGGGAGUGAUGCUCAUUCCAGUAAAAUCUCAGCUUAUAACCGUGUGCGUGGAAGAGGAUGAGGAACUGAGAGUAGACUGUCUGAUCGAGCCCAAACCUAAUAAAAUCAACACCUAUCAGUUCUCGUGGUCUAUCGGGCCCAGGCAGGAGACCAUUAACACCAAUGUGUCCGGUGAUUCAGCAAAUAAGGAGUUCAAAGACAAAAGCAGAGUGGAGGAGCUGGAGCCCGUCGGCUACAGAAUGACGCUGUCAGACUUCAGAGAUAAACUCUCAGACAACACCACCUUCCUGUGCAAAAUAUCCGGGCAGGGUGCAAACAUCAGUGUUCAGAAGGAUAAUAUUCUCAGCUGCUCAGCCGUAAGCCUGCUUCUGAAGAACUCCUGGUCCUGGAUGGUCUGCCUGCUGCUUUUCUUCUAUCACACACACAGCUAAGAAAGCUAUUUUACUGAAAACAUACAGGCUAGUGCACGAGCACACACAUCUAGCCCAUCUCUGCUUUUUGUCUACAUCCAUAAACAUCCCUUGCAUAAAAAACGCCGAACAACACGCUGCACAGAUGUAACCGUCUCUCUCUGUCUAAUCUUAUCUUCCAAGAAGCACUGAAACAAUAUUGGAAUGUUUCCAGUAAUAAUGAUGACUCAGAUAUGGUUCAACAUAAAUAUUUAGUGACUUGCUAUUUGUAUGCAUAAACACAGCUAUACUCUGGGUAUGUAGGUAAAUAUUACUUUGGAAGAUGCUGCAUUUGUUUCCUGUGUUUUCAAUAAAGAUACAACUUAAAACCUGAUUCUAAUUUGCUGUGAAUAGAUAGAAAGUUUGAGAUGAAAAAAAUGGAACACGUGUGGGGGGGUGUUUAUAAUUACAAAAUCAGUCUUAUCUUCAUCUUGACACUAAAUAAUGAUUUAGGGUCAUGUCUUGGCAUGAUUUAAAAAGAAAAAAAAACUCCAGUGGUGUCUUUAAAGACUCCUCAAAGAAAAAGCUAAGAAUUCAUAAGAAGCUUGUCUUUUUACUCUAAGGAGCUUGGAAAGAAAAGCGUCUGGACUUCUUUAAGUUGCUUGAAGACGUUUCACCUCUCAUCUUCUUCAGUUCUAGGGUCCAAUGGUGGAGAGUCCCAGAUUUAAGCUAUGUGGGCGUAACCCACCGAGAGGGACAAUGGACCCCCUAAUGAUCCUCUACCUAAUCACAUGAGCCAAGGUGUGAAAACAGGUGUAGGUCACAAUCAGCCAAGGUUUCGGGUGAGCUCAUUGUGAAACCUAGCCCCACCCUAUCAUGUGAUUUCCUGAGGUCAGAUGGCCCAGGAUGUGAGUGGGCGUCAAGGCGUCUGGGAAGGGAUCUCAACACUGGAUUAUAGAUGGCAGACGGUGUCGUAAACCACUGCCUCUGUUAAAAGAUGGUCGCUCAUAGUGGACAUAGAUGGCUUCUUUCACUCCUCUUUCAACCACCAAUCUCUUAACAAUAGCUGCUACCCUGAACUGUUCUCAGAUCACUUGCAAAAGGUUUACUUUCUGCUCCAAGAGUCAAGACUAAACACACAGAAGUUACAUUUGAAUUUUAUGCUCCACUUUGUUGGAACGCCCUUCCAGGUAAUGUGAGCUUUGCUUCAUACUGUAGUGAUUUAAAAUCAACAGAACAGAACCUUUCUGUUUGAUCUGUUUUGCCACUGUUAUUGUAAGCUGUUACUAUUUAUUUAUUGAUACUAUUUAUUGGUGUUCAGUACUGUGCUUGAACUGCAGUAUACAUUUGGCGAUCCUGUUAUUGUUAUGUUGGGGUUUUGUUUGUUUGUUUGUUUGUGUUUUUGUAUAUUUGUGAAUUCUCUGAGUCACACUUUAUGUAACUUUGUGUUUGUAAUGCGCUUUUAUGAAUUAAAGGGCAUGACUUCCGAUUAA